AUGCGUUCUCUCUUCGGAGAAAACAGUUGCUCUAAUUGGGAUAUAAGAGUAUCGCUCUUUUACAUCAGAAACCCACCAAGCGACAACAAUGAUUACUGCACAGUAUCACAUUUGGGAGCUUUGAUGUGCAGAAGACGUAAACAUCUAUCCCAUGACGAAUCCUGGUUGAAGCAGACUUUGACUGAUUACCUUUGGAGCAAUAUCUUCCCCGAAGAAAUGAAGACUGUCGUCUGCGUGAUCCAAAGAUACGAAGAGCUAAAAGCUGCAUUUCCCUCACUGCCGAUCAUCACUACAACCACAAGCACAACCACGACCACUACGACUACCACGACCACUACUACUGCAACUACUACACCAUCUACAUCUACAUCUACAACAACGACUCCUGCAACAACAGCUGCUCUUACAAGCUCGAUUGUUUUGGUAACAUCUAACACUCCGAAGCCACUCCAUCUUCGCGUUGAGCGAAAGCAAGAGAAUAAAAAGAGCUCACAAUCAAAAACAAGUACUGCCAGCAAGGAGGGGCGCAGCGGGACGGCAAAGGAAAGCACGACACAAUCGAAGGAAACAGAUUAACAAGCUGAAAAUCAAUGAAUUUUGAAAAUUUUGAAAAUAGA
Molecule: messenger RNA, 617 nt
Organism: Cylicocyclus nassatus
Lineage: Eukaryota; Metazoa; Nematoda; Chromadorea; Rhabditida; Strongylidae
Source: the annotation of a GenBank genome assembly